Molecule: messenger RNA, 1311 nt
Organism: Penicillium antarcticum
Lineage: Eukaryota; Fungi; Ascomycota; Eurotiomycetes; Eurotiales; Aspergillaceae
Exons: 2
Coding region: 1-1311 (436 amino acids)
Molecular function (GO): monooxygenase activity; iron ion binding; heme binding
Source: RefSeq, a predicted model, not a curated record
AUGAUGACAGACCAAUAUCUGGAUCAGGUUGCAGCGCCAGCAAUAUAUGCAGCAAACCUUAACCUGAUCAAAUUGUGGGCAGCCAAGGAGAAGCUCGCUGAUGGCCGCGCAUUUUCGGCUUUUAGAGACAUCGAAAUCUGUACACUGGAUGCCAUGCUUGCCAUGACAUUUGGCACCAGUGCCCCAAGUGGUACUCAGAUCCAAGUCGAGAAAUCUGCACACUUUCGUUCAUCCGACAAAUGUCAUAGCGACGAUGGCAACAAGAAAAACGGAAAUGUCUUCACAUUCCCGCUCGUGGAUGUUGAUGUGUUGACCGAGUCGUUCUCAAAGAUCCAGCGGUCUGUCGACUGGACUACCUCCACGCUUUUUCCAAGUUUGGUCGGCUGGUUCAUGAGAAGGAAUCCCAUUUUGAUCCGCAGAUUUCGAAACAUACAUGCUUUCAUUCAUCAAUCAAUCGAUGCAUCCAUACAACACCUGGGCGAACAAGGCGCAGUUCCUCGCGUUGGUACGGACCAUAUCGUGUUUCGAGAAAAGGCUCUUUCAGAGGAGGAAGAUCGACCACCCCGAUUUCACUCGAGCGCUGUAAGAGAUGAAAUAUUUGGGUUUAUUCUAUUUGGAAAUCACACAACCAGAACAACUCUAUCUUGGGCUGUUAAACAGAUAGCCGAUAACCAAAUCGCGCAGUCUAGGCUUAGGGAAGCCCUGAAAGCAAGCUUUCCGUCGGCCAUGAAACAGGGUCGUGUCCCAACUGCAUCAGAAAUUCAAAGCGCUCGUGUGCCUUACCUCGAUGCAACAAUUGAAGAGAUUCUACGCCUUCAGCCGAUCGUCGAGGUAGGUCGUAGUACAGUCCAUGACACACCAGUCCUCGGUCGGGUCAUUCCAAAGGGUACGAUUGUCCUCACACUAAAUCAGGGCGCCGGUGUCAUGUAUCCACUGUACGAUACAAACACCCACAACAGCCAUUCGUCACAGCCUGCCAAAAGGUGGGAGUCCUACGGGACCAUCGACGAAGAUACUGCCCAUAUUUUUGCCCCUGAGCGGUGGCUCACUAUGUCCGAAAACCACGCCGAAGGGCACGUAUUCAAUCCUACUGCCUGUUAUUGUCUGGCUUUUGGCGCGGGUGUUCGGGGAUGCUGGGGUCGUCGGCUUGCCUAUCUGCAGAUACGAUUAUUUGUGGCCAUGAUAGUGUGGAGCUACGAGUUUCAGCAAUGUCCAGAGAGCUUGUCGGGGUAUCAGGCCGUGGAAGGGAUUGUGCGUGUUCCGGAUAACUGUUUUGUGAGGCUGAAGACUCUUUCGGCCAGAGAACCAUAA